Messenger RNA from Trichoplax adhaerens, 3276 nucleotides. RefSeq lists its product as uncharacterized. The record is from RefSeq and is a predicted model, not a curated record. Lineage: Eukaryota; Metazoa; Placozoa; Uniplacotomia; Trichoplacea; Trichoplacidae. Gene Ontology annotation, biological process: negative regulation of gene expression. The coding region runs from base 1 to 3276 and encodes 1091 amino acids. The transcript is spliced from 7 exons. Gene Ontology annotation, molecular function: transcription corepressor activity. Gene Ontology annotation, cellular component: cytoplasm; nucleus.
AUGUUACGAAUCCGAAGUCUUCUCGAGAAGCAAAAUAAUAAUAGUAAUAGAUCGGUAUUAGAACAGCAAACUCGUCCUCGAUUUCCACCAAAGCAAAAGAACUCUGCAAAUGAAGAUACACAAUCAUUUCCGCUCCAAUCUUGUUUUAAUUUAAGUAAGGCUUCGAGGCGACUUCAGGCAAAGAAUUUAUUUCUUAAUGAUAGAAUUAAUCGCAACCAGAAAGUGGUUCAACAACAUUGUACUAAUGUUAACGAUUCUACAAAAUUUUCCGCAUUGACAAAGACUAUGAUUGAGGAAGAGUACCCUUUCUCUAAGAAAGCUUACAUCCUUAUCGAAAAAUUGAAUCUGGAGCAAAGAAUCCGUGAUAAAGGUUGUGAAAUUUCUUUCGCAUUUAGAGAGGGUAAAGAUGGAGGUUUAUUGAGUGCAAGAAUGAUCGAUGGCAAUCAAAGUUCUAUCUUGAAGGAAUUAAUGAAUUUUUUCAACUGGGUCGAUUCUAGAGAAGAUUUAUCUGAUAGACUAUGCAAUUAUCUUGCUAUAAAAACAGAUACGACUGAAACUCUUAAUAAGGAAUGGAGCGAUCAAAAUAUUGAUGCCGUUAUCGUCCCUACUGAAGAGAAUACUUGCAUAUCUAUCAUUGCUAAGAAUAUGGCAGUAUAUAACAGAGUUAAAGCCUUGCUAUUGCAAUUCUUCUGUACUAAAACAACAAAAUUUACUGGUGAAAAUCUCUCCUUUCCAAAAGACACCCGUUUACUCCUUUCUAGUAUUGAAGAAGAUGUUCCCGGAUGCAGCAAUAUCCUACUAGAAGCUAAUGUGGAUAAAGAUGCGAAUAAUUAUAUCAUAACAGCAAUGGGUCCUCGUAAUAUUGUUAAAGAUGUUAUUCAAGCUAUAGAAGCUAAAAUAGAAGAUUAUAAAUUAAUCAAAUUCGUUAUUAGCGAUAUUUCAGUUUUGAAAACGGAAUACUUACGAAUGUAUUUACAUGGUGAUAUCCGGUCUUUAGAAACGAAAUACGACUGUCAAAUUGAGAUCGAAGAAAAAUUAGGAAGUGAUUCUUGGUGUGUGGACCUACGUAAAAAUUUUUCUAUCGAGUGUUGCCACAUUCAUAAAACUACUAUUAGCAACAAAGUUCAAGCUCUGUUACAAAAUAUUACUACGGAAGAAGGAGGUCGGAUUAGUAAAUAUUCGUAUAUUGGGCGAUUGUUUAGUAAUAGCAAACAUAAAGCCAAAUUAGAGCGCCUACAAGGAGAACUACAAUGCUUGAUUGCCAUGACUGAUGAUAAUGACGAAAGUAAUGAAAGUAAGUCUAUGAUUGAAAAGUCUAUAAUGAUUGAUCAGAAAGAGGUUCUGCAAACAGCUAAACAAGAGGAAGUAACCGCGACUAAAAGUGCUGCCGUUAGUGAUGUAGCUGAAUCGGUUUCGCAAACAAGUAGCGUUGAAAGGCAAAUUAAUAAUGUUGUUAUUAAAUUGUUACAAGGAAGACUUGAACGAGAAGGUGCAGCUACUGCUGAUGUUAUUGUCAGUUCCAUGAGUUUGAAUAAUUUUUCAGAAGGUAGAAUUGCCGGAGCAUUAUCAGCUGCUGGAGGAGCAGCGUAUCAGAAAGAAUGUGUUAGUCAGUUGCAAUCGCUAACAAUUAAUGGUAUUGGCUGUACAAGUGGGCAGUAUUUUGGUUGCAAGAAGGUAUAUCACAUUGCAUUUUUAAGCUCCAAUAAAGCAAUAUCGUGGCUUAGCCAACGUAUUAAAGAUUGCUUAAAAAAAGCUGAUAAUGAAUCCAUGCAAUCAAUAGCCAUACCUAUCAUCGGCACCGGAAGUAUUAAUUUAAAUAUCGAUGAAGUUACCAAGGAAAUGAUAAAAGUAGCAAUAGACUUUGCUCAUAAGCAUACAGGAAGCCUACGAGAAAUCUAUUCUAUCGUCUUUCCUACUGACUUAAACGUUUAUAGUGCUAUGAAGCAAUCGCUAGAAUCGAGUAAAGUACUAGAAGUGCAACUUAAACAGCAAGCUGAACUCGUUAAGAAGUUAACAAAAUCGACCGGAAAUACCCCUACGCAUGUAAAUCUUAGUGGUACAAAGAAGCUAUUAUUUUCAGCUCGAUGCGAAGUCACUGAAACACCUAUUUGUAUUAAUAUUUAUGAUGGCAAUAUUCAUGAUGUAGCUGCAGAUGCUAUCGUUGAUAUAACAUCUUUAUGCCCUAAGCAUUCGAAAAUUGAUUCUCAUUUAGACUUUAUUCACUAUAACGAUGCUGAGCAUACAUCACAAACUUUGCGAAAACUCUCUUCUAAAUCGUGUUCAAGUAUAUAUCAAGUUUGUCCUUACGGUUGCUUAUCUGGCUUUAGUACUAUAUUAGCAAUCAUUAAUGCCCGUGAAGAAAAAUCGAUCGCGAUUCCGUUGUUAAGUCAUGAAAUGGAUUUCACUCAUGUUUAUAGCUUAAUAGAUACUAUAGAGAUAUUUAUAGCUAAUAAUCUAAAUCGAAGUCGAGAAUUCGCAAGCUGGAUGCAAAUUGUAAUCGUCGAUAAGCCUUUACAGUUUGGGUGGCAAAUUACUCAACACGUAGCAGUUAAAGAACUUGGUUUUAAUGUAACUUAUGUCGCUAAAGAUAAAUCUAUCAUUACUAAGAUGGAAUCAGAAAUGGAAGAACUUACAGAUGCUUGGAAGUGUCAUAAGUUGACAGAAGAAGAUUAUUUUGAUUCAGUAGAUGAAAGUAGUUGGUCUGAGCUUGCGUUACAAUUUUGGUCAGAAUAUAACACAAUGUUAGUAAGGCAAGAUCAAGAUAAACUUGUAUGCAUACAUGGGUUCGAGAACGAUAUACUGAAUGCUGUUUCAAGUAUUCAUAAGCUAAGUAAAACUUACUUUGAAGAGAAAGCUCAGAAUGAAGUAGAGAAAGUUAUAGCCGAAACAGCUAAAUGGUAUGUCGAAGUUGAAAAAUCUAAGGUUUACUUUGAAGUAAAGCUAAAUUACGAAAUCGAAAAAAGCUAUAAGAUUUACUGUAGAGAUAAGACGAUGAAGAUUUUUCAAGUCGAUGCAGGAAAUAGAACGAUCGAUUUUGGCCAAAUGAAGGUCAGGGAUACUGACGCAAAAGAGUAUCCCAUAGGGAAAUUAUCCGCAGAAGCAUUUGCUAUACCUCCUAGCUGGGAAUACGAAAAUCAAGACGAAAUUAAAGAUGGUUACUUUCACAUAGCCGAUGUUAAAAAUCAAGAGGAAAUAAAUGAGAUAUCUAGCGUUCCGGGAUUGAGCGGAUUGAAUCGAUCUAUCGCUGAUAAUAAAUCCAGUUAUUUGGAUUUAUAA